AUGGGAAAUACAAUUCAUAAAAGUGUAUCAACAAGUGAAAAUAAUUAUCCAACACCAGAAAUUGCUACUCUUUCAGAAACAGAUGUAGAAAAUAUUCAAAGGACAUGGAAAAUUCCCGCUGCUGCUCCACACGAUUCAGCAACCUUAAUUUUCUACACAUUCCUUGAAAAAUUUCCUCACAAUCAACAGAAAUUUCCAGCAUUUAAAGACAAACCAUUAGCGGAGCUUAAAGAUACUGUCGAGUUUCGUGCACAUUCAUCGAGAAUCUUUAAUGUGUUCAGUAGUGUCGUUGAUGGUCUUGAUAAGGAUACUGAAAUGAUGAAAGGCAUAAAGAAAAUUGUAGCGGAUGUUGGAAAAUUUCAUGCAAAAAAGAAGGUGACAAAGAAGUCUCACAUUGAGGUACGAGAAGUCAUUGUUGAAGUUCUAUGCGCAGCUUGUAAACUCAACGAUGAAGAAAAAGAAUCGUGGACAAAGUUGCUUGACAUAUUCUUCCACGUGAUGUUUGAAUGUAUCGAUGGAAGGUCUGAGCAAUUUUUGUAA
Messenger RNA from Chironomus riparius, 540 nucleotides. NCBI's taxonomy places the organism in Eukaryota, Metazoa, Arthropoda, Insecta, Diptera, Chironomidae. The record is from the annotation of a GenBank genome assembly.